Octopus sinensis (East Asian common octopus) is the source of this 618-nucleotide messenger RNA. Its product is annotated as histone H2B, gonadal-like. Gene Ontology annotation, cellular component: nucleosome. Gene Ontology annotation, molecular function: protein heterodimerization activity; DNA binding; structural constituent of chromatin. The record is from RefSeq and is a predicted model, not a curated record. The transcript has a single exon. NCBI's taxonomy places the organism in Eukaryota, Metazoa, Mollusca, Cephalopoda, Octopoda, Octopodidae. The coding region runs from base 1 to 378 and encodes 125 amino acids.
AUGCCACCAGCACCAGCUACCGCUUCGAAAGGAGCCAAGAAGGCUUCCAAGGCCAAAUCUUCACGUCCCGCAGGAGACAAGAAGCGUAAGAAGAAGAGGAAGGAAAGUUAUUCCAUCUACAUCUACAAAGUAAUGAAACAAGUCCACCCCGACACUGGUAUUUCCAGCAAAGCUAUGUCCAUCAUGAACAGUUUCGUCAACGAUUUGUUCGAAAGAAUAGCUUCUGAAUCCAGCCGCUUGGCCCACUACAACAAACGUUCAACCAUCAGUAGCCGUGAGGUGCAGACUGCUGUCCGUCUGCUUCUCCCUGGGGAGUUGGCUAAGCACGCCGUCUCUGAAGGUACCAAGGCUGUUACCAAAUACACCAGCAGCAAGUAAAUCUUGGUCUCUCGAGAAAACGGUCCUUUUAAGGGCCACCUAUAUUUUCGUGAUUGUAAACUAUCGAUUGUCUAUUGAUCUGCGAUUUUAGUUCGUUACUCACCGCAUAGAUGUGUUGCGCGAAGACGAUUCCGCUUUUUUUCCUUUCUAGUCAGCACCGUGCAUCUUGCCUUCUACACUAGCAACCAGCGAGCGAACUUGUCACUACCGUUACCGUAUUUUCCCGUGUAGCAGCCACUU